CGGCCCUCGCGCGCACUUCCGCCCCGCGGCCGCGCGCCCCUGGAGCUCGCAGGCGCGGCUGGGGGUUUCAGCGGCGCGAGGCGAUGAUGUCGCCGGAAGCCGAGACGAUUAAGACACGCUGUCUGGGAUACGCGCGCCGGCAGCGGACGGGAAAGUGACCGGCAAGGAGAGUGGGGGGCCCGGGCCAUGCCUGAGACCUGGACCUGAGCACCGAGGGAGUCCUGCCUCCGCCCGGGCUGGAGCGAGGCCUGCCUCUCGGAGUCGCACCCGCUCACCGCGCGCCCCCUGUUUGCAAGGCCCUGGACGAGGCCGCGGACAGAGUGGAUGAUGGGUGACGAGCCCGACAGCGAAGGUCAGGCGCGCGUGGGGGACCCCGGUCAGGACAGCCCCAGCGCGCCGGGCAGCCCCGCGGCCCCGGGCCCCCAGCAGGAGAAGGAUCUGGACGCUGGGGCCGCGGGGCCGGACGUUCAGCCGGGGCCCUAUAGCUACAUCCGGGCCGGCCUGUUCACCUCGGAGAUCUUUAAGUUGGAGUUGCAGAACGUACCGCGCCAUGCCAGCUUCAGCGACGUCCGGCGCUUCCUGGGCCGCUUUGGGCUGCAACCCCACAAGACCAAACUCUUCGGGCAGCCUCCUUGCGCCUUCGUGACAUUUCGUAGCGCCGCCGAGCGCGACAAGGCCCUGUGCGUGCUGCACGGCGCCCUCUGGAAGGGCCGCCCGCUCAGCGUGCGCCUAGCGAGGCCGAAGGCUGAUCCCAUGGCCAGGAAGAGGCAGAGAGAGGACGAGGGUGAGCCGCCAGCCUCCCAGGCCACCUGUAUCGCUGAUGUAGUGACCCCUCUUUGGACCGUGCCCUAUGCAGAGCAGCUUGAGCGCAAGCGACUGGAAUGUGAGCAGGUGCUGCAGAAGCUAGCCAAAGAAAUUGGGAACACCAACCGUGCUCUGCUGCCCUGGCUACUGUCACAGAGGCAAAAGCAUAACAAGGCUUGCUGCAUGCUAGAAGGGGUCAAGCCGUCACCCCAGCAGACUGAGUAUCGUAACAAGUGUGAGUUUCUGGUCGGCGUAGGGGUCGAUGGGGAAGACAACACGGUAGGCUGCAGGCUUGGCAAGUACAAGGGCGGUACGUGUGCUGUAGCAGCCCCCUUCGACACUGUGCACAUACCUACGGCCACCAAGCAGGUGGUGAAGGCCUUCCAGGAGUUUAUCCGGUCCACUCCAUACUCUGCGUAUGACCCGGAAACAUACUCGGGUCAUUGGAAGCAGCUGACCGUGCGUACCAGUCGCCGCGGCCAAGCCAUGGCCAUUGCCUACUUCCACCCCCAGAAGCUGAGCCCUGAGGAAUUAGCAGGGCUGAAGGCCUCUCUGGCACAGCACUUCACAACGGGUCCAGGCAAGGCCAGCGGGGUGACCUGCCUCUACUUUGUGGAAGAGGGCCAGCGAAAGACCCCCAGCCAGGAGGGCCUGCCUCUGGAACACGUGGCUGGGGACCAGUGCAUCUACGAGGACCUGCUGGGGUUGACCUUCCGGAUCUCCCCUCAUGCCUUCUUCCAGGUAGCAGAGCCACUGGGGACCAGGACAGCCGUGAGGGGUUGGCCUGUGGAGGUUUGGGAGAGGACAUUCACGUUGGGGGCCACCAGAACCACGGAGAAGGAAGGAGAUUUGGAAGAGGUGAACACACCUGCGGCUGAGGUGCUCUACACAGUCAUCCAGGAUUGGGCCCAGCUGGACACAGGGAGCACAGUGCUGGACGUGUGCUGUGGAACUGGCACCAUUGGCCUGGCCCUGGCCCGAAAGGUGAAGAGAGUAGUGGGGGUCGAGCUGAGCCAGGAGGCUGUGGAUGAUGCCCGAGUGAACGCCCUGGACAAUGAGUUGAGCAACGUGGAAUUCCACUGUGGAAGAGCUGAGGACCUGGUGCCCCCCUUGGUGAGCAGACUGGCCUCCCAGCAGCUAGUCGCCAUCCUGGACCCACCACGUGCUGGCCUGCAUUCCAAGGUGAUCCUGGCUGUCCGCAGAGCUGAGAACCUCAGACGGCUCCUGUACGUCUCCUGCAGCCCCCGGGCAGCCAUGGGCAAUUUUGUGGACCUCUGUAGGGCCCCAUCUAACCGGGUAAAGGGCAUGCCCUUCCGGCCAGUCAAGGCUGUGGCCGUGGACCUGUUCCCACAGACCCCGCACUGUGAGAUGCUCAUCCUGUUUGAGAGGGUGGAGCACAUCGAUGGCUCAGGGGCUGUGGAGCUCCAGGACCCUCCAUCCCCACCCCCACCAGAGCCCCUAGGUGACAUCCUGCAGGAAACUGGGGCUUCCCCACCUUCCUAGGCCCCUGGGGCAGUGGAAACCAGACCCCAUCAUGGGCCAAAAACAGGGCUCUCCAGUCUUCACACUGCUCUAGGACACUCAGAUAGCAGCUGCAGAGAGCAUGAGACCUGUGCUCCCCCUUCACCUGCCCCACCCCCACCCCCGCCAUCUAUUUUGGACUAGUUGGGCCCCAAGGGCUGGAAUAAACGUGCUGAACUACGUA
Sus scrofa (pig) is the source of this 2509-nucleotide messenger RNA. It is a transcript of the gene TRMT2A, whose product is annotated as tRNA methyltransferase 2 homolog A. The record is from RefSeq and is a predicted model, not a curated record. Lineage: Eukaryota; Metazoa; Chordata; Mammalia; Artiodactyla; Suidae. Gene Ontology annotation, biological process: RNA processing. Gene Ontology annotation, molecular function: RNA methyltransferase activity; RNA binding.